Molecule: messenger RNA, 2662 nt
Organism: Ictalurus punctatus (channel catfish)
Lineage: Eukaryota; Metazoa; Chordata; Actinopteri; Siluriformes; Ictaluridae
Gene: casp9
Product: caspase 9, apoptosis-related cysteine peptidase
Exons: 11
Coding region: 134-1450 (438 amino acids)
Biological process (GO): apoptotic process; regulation of apoptotic process; intrinsic apoptotic signaling pathway in response to DNA damage
Cellular component (GO): cytoplasm
Source: RefSeq, a predicted model, not a curated record
AAGGGUUGCGCAGGAUGCAUGAUGUAAACAAGGAAGUGAGAUGCCUUAGCGACACCUCGUCUUUUUAUGUAUUUUCUAACAUUAAACUAUACAUGUUUGUUAUAUUGUCCUAUGAAUAGUAAAACUGUCUAGAAUGGAUCACAGGCAUAGAGAGAUUCUUCGGCAGAAAAGAAGAGACCUUGUGGAGAGUUUAGACCCUUCGGAUGUCUACGAUGGGCUUUUGUCAAGGGGCAUCUUUACUGGCGAUAUGAUAGAUGAGAUAAAGGUACGAGGACGUGAGGAGAGCUCUGGGACCAGGCGAAGUCAAGCCAGGCAGCUGGUGAGUGACCUAGAGACACGAGGAAAUCGGGCUUUCCCAGCCUUCCUGGAGUGCCUUCGAGAGACUGGGCAACACACUCUGGCUGAACUGCUGGAGAGUGGAGACUCUGCUCCUGUUUCUGUACCUGUUCCUCUCCCUGUGCAGCCUGCUGUAAUCCCCCUCCCUGUCCCAAGGAAUCCUAAAAAGCCAGGAAGAGCUGAUGCUCCUGAGAAACUGCUUCCUCUGAAACCAACAACACUGCCGAUAGGAUCUCCCAAGGAUGAAACUGAAAUCCCUAGAACACCUAGGCCCAGGAGUGAUAGCAUACAGAGCUAUAAGAUGGACGCCAGUCCAUGCGGAGUCUGUCUGAUCAUCAACAACGUGGAAUUUGACGCUGGCACAGAGCUGAAGAACCGCACGGGGUCCGACAUUGACAGUGAAAAGCUGGAGAGACGAUUCAGAUCUCUGAACUUUCAUGUUAUUGUUAAGCGGAACCUAAAAUGUAAGCACAUAAGACAUGAGCUGUCCGUGCUAGCUAAAAUGGAUCAUUCUGAGUAUGACUGCUGUGUGGUGGUCAUCUUGUCACAUGGCACUGAGGCCAGUCACAAUCGCUUCCCUGGAGCAGUCCAUGGUGUGGAUGGUCCCUCUGUCCCAGUACAGAUCAUCACUAACUACCUCACUGGGCAGAACUGUCCAUCUCUGCAGGGCAAGCCCAAACUCUUCUUCAUUCAGGCAUGUGGAGGAGGUGAGAAAGACACAGGCUUUGAGGUCUCACCGGAAGAGGUACAGCACACAGCAGUAAGGCUUGACGAGCAGGCGGACGCCAUCCCCACAUCCUCCAGCAGUGAUUCACUUAGCUUAUCUGAUGAGCCAGACGCUCGGGCCAGCCUCCCCACACCCAGCGACAUCCUAGUGUCCUACUCAACCUUUCCAGGAUAUGUAUCCUGGAGGGACACAAACACAGGCUCGUGGUAUGUGGAGACUCUGGAUUGCGUUCUUGAGACGAACGCUGCCACUGAUGACCUCGCCACCAUGUUAAUACUGUUGAACCAUGAGGUCUCUCAGAUAUCUGCCAAGGGCCUGUACAAACAGAUGCCUGGAUCUUUCAACUUUCUCCGGAAGCUGUUCUACUUUCAGGCACCGAAGACAUGAGGCACUAAUGAUGUGGAAUGGAAUCAACAUUUAAAAAAAAAAAAAAAAAAAAAACUUGAUUCAUUUUAUACGGCACUUUGCUAUUGAGGUAAAGCCUGACACGUCUGUGUGCACUAUAUACUGUCACAGUGCAAUCCGUUAUUAUUGGCACCCUUGGUAAAUACGGGCAAAGGUGGCUUAAAAAUGGUCUUAAUUGUUUAACCUUUUGAUCUUUUGUUCACAAAAUUCUCUGCUUUCAUGGAUAUCGAGCAAUUGCAAAUACAACACAGGUUUAACUAAAAAAAAAAAAGAAAAAUCUUUGUUAAAUAUAGGUGUGCAACAAUUAUUGGCACCCCUAUGAAUUCAUAUGAGAAAAAUAUAUUUGAAGUAUAUUCCCAUUGAUACUUUAAAAAUUUUUUAGUACACCUAGGUGACUAGGAACAGGAAAUUGUUCAACCAUGACUUCCUGUUUCAUAGGGGUAUAAAUAUGAGGUAACACAUAGGCCAAAUUCCCUUAGUCAUUCAUAACCGUGGGUAAGAGCAAGGAAUAUAGCUGUGAUGUGCGGCAAAAGGUUGUUGAGCUUCACACAAUGGGGCGUGGCUAUAAGAAAAUAGCACAAGUAUUGAAAACGCCCAUUUCCACCAUCAGGGCAAUAAUUAAGACGUUCCAGUCAACUCAAAAUGUUAUGAAUCAAGCUGGAAUUGGACGUGUGUCUAUAUCGUCUCAACACACUGUGAAGAGGACGGUUCGAGUGGACGAAAAAUCUGCAAGGAUCACAGCUCUAGAAUUGCAGAAGUUAGUUGUGUAUUGAGGUCAGAAAUUCUCCAAAACUACAAUCUGAAGUCACCGACAUCACCACAAGUUGUUUGGAAGGGUUUCAAGAAAAAAGAUCCUCUACUUUCUCGUUUGCGAUUGCUUGAUAUCCAUGAGAGCAGAAUAUUUUUGUGAUUUUUUUUUUUACAAAAGAGAUCAAUAAACAAUACGGCGAAUUCUUCACAGCCUUCUUUGCUCAUAUUUACCAAGGGUGCCAAUAUUAGUAGAGGGCUCUGUAUCUAUAUAAACAUGUUUACCAUGCUGUUGGAUGCUAAUCCUGGGGUGACCUUUAUUCAUUAGUUUUUAUAUUUACUACUGCAUUUCAUUGUGAAUUUCUGAUCUUUUUUUUUUUUUUUUUAAAUGAAAGGUGCUGUAAUUUGUCUAAAGAUUCACAUAAACACUUCGAUUAUGAAAACCAA